This is a messenger RNA of Cottoperca gobio, 1739 nucleotides long. RefSeq names its product NACHT, LRR and PYD domains-containing protein 12-like. The record is from RefSeq and is a predicted model, not a curated record. The transcript is spliced from 5 exons. Gene Ontology annotation, molecular function: protein binding. NCBI's taxonomy places the organism in Eukaryota, Metazoa, Chordata, Actinopteri, Perciformes, Bovichtidae. The coding region runs from base 1 to 663 and encodes 220 amino acids.
AUGUCUGAAAAGCUCCGCCAGAGAUUGGGGGGCCGCAGUCUGUCAGAGAUCAGCUGUGCUCCUCUGGCCUCAGCUCUGAAGUCCAACCCCUCCCAUCUGAGAGAGCUGGACCUGAGUAACAACAAGCUUCAGGAUUCAGCAGUGAAGCUGCUGUCUGACCUUCUGGAGAGUCCAGACUGCAGACUGGAGACUCUCAGAUUGAGAAGCUACAGGCUGUCAGUGAUCAGCUGGGCUUCUCUGGCCUCAGCUCUAAAGUCCAACCCCUCCCAUCUGAGAGAACUGGACCUGAGUUACAACAACGAGCAGCAGGAUUCAUCAGUGAAGCUGCUGUGUGACCUUCUGGAGAGUCCAGACUGCAGACUGGAGACUCUCAGAUUGAGGUACUGCAGUCUGUCAGAGAUCAGCUGGGCUUCUCUGGCCUCAGCUCUGAAGUCCAACCCCCCCCAUCUGAGAGAGCUGGACCUGAGGUACAUCAAGCUGCAGGAUUCAUCAGUGAAGCUGCUGCGUGACCUUCUGAAGAGUCCAGACUGCAGACUGGAGACUCUCAGGUCAGUCAGGGUCCGACUCAGUCUCUGCUGGUUCAGCAGUAUUGUACUAACAGGGGGGUUAAUGUGUUACUCACGUUGGGGAAUCCCCCAGUUCUACCUUCCACUUGUAGCCUAGCUUAGCAGAACUAAUCAGUGAUUUCACUCAUUGCCUGCAGGUUCUCCUGUUCUUUCAUCUGGUGUUUCUUUUCUUUCAUUCUUCCACUAACAAUAAAACACAAGCUGACAAUGCAAAGCCAAGCAACAUGUUACAAGUUGUAACUUUGGAACUUGUGAUUUCACAGAAGAGUGAGACAGGUAGUGUGUUUGGUUCUUGGAUCCAGACUAAAGACGAGUUACUUCCUGUAAUGCAGGCUCAGAGCUGUCUGCAGUCAGUUGUAGUGUUUGCACAGAAGAUAUGAUGCCAUGUAAAGCGUUCCAUCAGUCGGCUCGUGUCAGGACUCUGAAGCGGGCUGACUCUAACAACAAACUGUUAUUUAAACCUGAGACAUAACUUUUGGGAUUGUGUUCCUACAGGAUCAAUAACAAGUUGAUCACAGCUGAGAAACACACAACAUAGGACUCCAUCAAACUGGAUGUGUGAACAAACCUGCCCGAGGAAGACAGCAAGGUGAAAGAGGAGCAGCUGCACAGUGUGAAGUAUAUUUAUGGAGCUUCACCACAGAAUCAAAUGUAGUUAUUGGUAAUUGUUUGCCUGGGACCGACCUGCAGGCUCAGCUUGUAUUAGCUCAGAUCAACUGGUCCUCCUGCUGGAGAGACGAGUGGAAGAUGGAGCAGUUCAUAUCUAGAGAUUUGAUAAUAUUGCUAAAUGUCUUGUGGUGUCUUAACCACAGCUACAGGUGGCGUCAUAGAAGACAUCUGACCAGCACGGAUAAGUCCAGUAUGAGUGUUGAGGUGCAGUGGCACUCUAAAAAUAACCACAGACAAUGAAAAAUACUGAUAAAAAGAAGAAAAAUAAGCUAAAAUGGCUUAAGGAGAAGUUUAUAUCAUAUAUAUGUAAUUAACUUGGUGAGUUAAAUAUAUUUCUUAAAGCUUAAAGUGCAUCAACCUGUUCACCUUUCAUAAGUUCUCUUGCUGGAGUUCUGAUAUACACUUGUACUUGUUUAAACUUCAUCAGACUUCUUGUUUUUGAUAUUCAUCGUCUCAUCUUAAACAUUAUUCUUCAUUUCUACAUUAAACUGCGUAUUAGUGGAA